This is a messenger RNA of Xiphophorus couchianus (Monterrey platyfish), 1303 nucleotides long. RefSeq names its product choline-phosphate cytidylyltransferase B-like. The transcript has 8 exons. Bases 104 to 1174 code for a protein of 356 amino acids. Gene Ontology annotation, biological process: CDP-choline pathway. The record is from RefSeq and is a predicted model, not a curated record. Gene Ontology annotation, molecular function: choline-phosphate cytidylyltransferase activity; phosphatidylcholine binding. NCBI's taxonomy places the organism in Eukaryota, Metazoa, Chordata, Actinopteri, Cyprinodontiformes, Poeciliidae.
GGGAUGUAAACUUAAAAAGACGCACAGGCUCAGAAAUCUCCCAUGUUGACUAGUCAGACCGGCAGAGAGGAGCAGCAGGCGAAUUCACAGCGGAAGAUCGGCAAUGGCUAGAAGGAGACGAGGCCGAAGCAGCAACAACAACCAGCACAGAGAGACUCCACAGAACCGUAGAGGAGGAGGAGGCCCACGCAAGGCUCUGCGAGAACCAGCACCGUUUGCAAGACAAACAGGUUAUGAGACAGAGAUCCCACAUGAAAAGCUGACUAUUGCUCAAGCACGGAAGGGAACCCCAGCUCAACGGCCGGUGAGAGUGUAUGCUGAUGGCAUCUUUGAUCUCUUCCAUUCGGGACAUGCUCGGGCCCUGAUGCAAGCCAAAAAUGUUUUCCCAAAUACUUACCUGAUAGUUGGAGUGUGCAGUGAUGAACUCACCCACAAGUUGAAAGGCUACACUGUAAUGACAGAGGACGAGCGCUACGAAGCACUCAGGCACUGUCGUUACGUUGACGAGGUGGUGAGAGACGCUCCUUGGACACUUACCCCAGAGUUCCUCAAGAAACACAAGAUUGACUUUGUGGCCCAUGAUGACAUUCCUUACACAUCUGCUGGGUCAGAGGACGUUUAUAAGGACAUCAAAGAAGCAGGAAUGUUUGUGGCCACUCAGAGGACAGAGGGUAUCUCCACCUCUGAUGUGAUCACUCGAAUUGUCCGGGACUAUGACAUCUAUGUCCGCCGCAACCUGCAGAGAGGAUACACAGCCCGUGAACUCAAUGUGGGGUUUAUUAAGGAGAAUAAGUAUCGGCUUCAGAACCAGGUGGAUAAGAUGAAAGAGACUGUGCGAACGGUGGAGGAAAAGUCAAAGCACUUUGUGAACAGGGUGGAGGAGAAGAGCCAGGACCUGAUCCACAAAUGGGAGGAGAAGUCACGGGAAUUCAUUGGCAACUUCCUGGAACUUUUUGGACCAGAUAGUACAUGGCGUGCCAUCCAGGAGCGCAGUGGCCGCAUGCUCCAGGCCCUGUCACCCUACUCCUCACCGCGCGGCUCGCCCAGCAGCAGUCCGACCAGAAGACGUUCAGUUUCACCUGACUCACUCCCGCCCGCUGCCUCUCCUCCUUCCUCCCCAUCUUACCCCAAAAAGAGGAACCGCUCUUCUAUCAAAGCGGCCUCUGGAUAUUAGUUAUUAUUCCGGGACAUACUGUGUCUCAAAUGUGGCAUGUGUACAGAUUGAGUCCCUUAAUUUAUUAUUAGCGUGCUAAAUUGCAAGCGAGAUAUCAUAUUGUACAUAAUAAAAAAAUCCAAACCAAAA